Molecule: messenger RNA, 3551 nt
Organism: Sarcophilus harrisii (Tasmanian devil)
Lineage: Eukaryota; Metazoa; Chordata; Mammalia; Dasyuromorphia; Dasyuridae
Product: ADP-ribose pyrophosphatase, mitochondrial-like
Exons: 1
Coding region: 467-1345 (292 amino acids)
Cellular component (GO): mitochondrion
Molecular function (GO): ADP-ribose diphosphatase activity
Source: RefSeq, a predicted model, not a curated record
AGGUUGGGGCUGAAGGGGCGGGGUUUUGGGGAGCAGGUAGGGCGCGCAGUCCUGCUGGGGCGGGGCCCGAGAGAGACGGGGCGGGGCCUAGAUUUCAGCGCUUCCUGACUCCCUGACUUCCUGACUACUUAGCACCACUUCCCCGGAGAUCGGCCCGCGGCCAAGUAGUGAGGGGCAGAGCAGACUGUUCUGUCCGCUCCUCCUUAGUGGGUGGUCGAGUUUAAGGCAAAAAGAAGCAGUGCUUCGUGUAGGAGUGGGCGAGAGACCCAUUCAGACGCCCCCUGUCGGGCCAAAAGAGCCGCCGAGGCAGCGCCAGCGCUGAGAGCGGCCUAGUUUGGGGAAGCCUCUUCCAGGAAGCCAGAGGAGCGGCUGGUAGAGACUCCCAAACGUGACCUUGGCCUUGAGGGCUUCCACGCUGGCAGCCUCGCGAGAGUUGAUCCUGCGCACUUAUCUCACCUCCGUUGUCAUGUCCUACGCCGCGCGUGCCGUGGGCAGCCUCCACCGCAGGGCUCGCGCUUCGCCCUACCCGCGCUCCACCGUCGAACGAAGCCAUGUCCCCGACGACAAGGUGUCCUGGCUGGUAGAGUGGCGGGACUAUAAACCCGUGGAGUACACGGCCCCCUCCAUCCUGGCCGGGCCUUCGUGGGCAGAUCCCCAGAUAGGUGAAAGAGAUUUUUCUCCCAAAUUCAAUGAAAGGGACGGCCUUGUUGACCGGAAGAGCCACCAUGGCCCCUAUGAGAUUGAAAAUGGACGGCCUAGAAAUCCCGCGGGGCGCACCGGGCUCGUUGGCAGGGGGCUUCUGGGACGUUGGGGCCCAAACCACGCCGCGGACCCCAUCAUUACGAGAUGGAAAAGGGACAACCAUGGAAAUAAAGUCGCCCACCCGGUUUCUGGAAAAAACAUCCUCCAGUUUGUAGCCAUCAAACGGAAAGACUGUGGCGAGUGGGCCAUCCCAGGGGGCAUGGUAGAUCCAGGAGAGAAAAUCAGUGCCACCUUGAAACGAGAGUUUGGUGAGGAAGCGAUGAAUUCCUUAGAGAAGUCGAGGGCUGAAAAGAAAGAGCUGGAGGAACAAUUGCACCAACUCUUCAACCAGGAGCAUUUCGUGGUUUAUAAGGGAUAUGUGGAUGACCCUCGAAACACUGAUAGUGCAUGGAUGGAGACAGAAGCUGUGAACUACCAUGAUGAAACAGGUGAGACAAUGGAUAAUCUGACUCUGGAAGCAGGAGAUGAUGCUGGGAAGGUUAAAUGGGUGGAAAUCAAUGAUAAACUCAAACUUUAUGCCAGUCACUCCCAGUUCAUUGAACUUGUGGCUGAGAAGCGAGGAGCUCACUGGAGUGAAAACUGAGAAACUCCAAGUGUACUUAAGGUCUUCAAAUAAACAGCUACGGGUCCAGGGGAAAAGCUCAGAAUACUCAGUUUUAAAAGGUCACAAGUUUGGCCCCAAAGAAGAGAUUCUAAAAGACAACUCCUGAUUCUUUGCAAAAGGGGGGGAUUUGUUGUGCAUCCUUGCUUGUAAUGUCAGAAUUUUUUGUUUUACUGGUUGGUUUUUCUGUACUUGCCUUUCUCAUUUAACAACAACAAAAAAGGAACCUUGUUAGAGGGAAUGUCUGUCUGGAAGAGUAAGUGGGUCAGGAAUUGGGAAAAUAAAAAGACAAGUCACAUGCUAAAUUAUCUGUAUUUGCCUUUGAGUCAGAGAUUGGUAUUUAAAAAAAAAAAAACAUAGUAAAUAGGAAAGAGAAGAAAAGCUUUUUAGUCGUAAGAAGAUAAGUAUAAAUAGUGUUUUGUGCAUGUUAUUUUUAUAUUUGCCUUAGCCAAAAUUAAAUAACUGUUGCUCUUUUAAUACUUGUAGGUCAAAAUAAAUGCCUAGCCACCAAGUUCCUUUGCUUUUUUUUUUUUUUUUCCUUACUUAAUUCUUGCUUGGCACUUUGUUCUGUUUAUUUUUUUCUCCACCUGAAUUUUAUAGUAUUGCUAAUUUUCAUGCCACAACAUGUGCACCAGAAGGAGCCAUAACAUUAGCAAUGAUCUAAAGUAUCCUGAUUUUUAUCUUAACUGUUUCAAAAUUAACUUUGUAUGGUUAUAUUAAAACUGCUUUUAAAAAAUGAAACUAAGUAUUUUUAACUUCAAAGCAAUCAACUGUAUGAAAAAAGCUUUAUUAAGUGGUGAUAAAACACUUAGAAUUUGUAUAAACAUUGUUUCCCUUUUAGAACCUUGUCUAGAACUGGGGGGAAAAUGUGAUGUGCUUGCUUGAGGAUACUAUAUUUUUGGGCCUUGGUGGUUUUUAAAGGAGAGGCUUGUUAUAUGAGGAAUUUAUGAUUUGGGUAUAGGGUUAGAUUGAAUAAAUUCAAUAAAUUCUGAGGUACCUUUCAUAUGUUGUAAUAAGCACUGGUCUCAGAGUUAGGACCUGGGUUUGAGUACCAGUAUUUCCAGUCUGUGGCCCUGGAUUAAACCAACUUUCUGAUCCUCAGUUCCCUCAUGUAUAAAAAGGGGAUAAUACUUCGGUUAUUUACUUCAUUAGACUAUUAUCAGGAUCUCAUGAAAUGUAAUAGAUGUAAAAGCACUUUGAAAACAGGAAAGCACUCUCUACAUAUGUAGUGAUUAUCUUUAUUGUCACUCCUGUUUACAUCUAUUUUAGCAAUGCUAGAUGAACAGCAGUGACACACUGAUAAGUCCCUCCCAUCUGCUUACUCCAUAAAAGAUUGUGCUAAUGUAAACUAUUUUUUAAAAAGUAAGUUUAUUAUUUGCUUCAUAGAGGCAGUGUGGGGUUAGUGGGUAGAGUUGGCCUUGUCAGGAGGACUUGAAUUCAAACACUGGCUGUGUCACCCUGUUCUAAACCAUCUCUGGUAACCCUCAAAGACUUGUUAGGGAACUUUUGUUGAUUCUUUUAGUACUGGUAGUUUGUUUUUAGGAGUUCUCUACAAUCAAUGAAAUCUAUGUUAUCCUGAUUUUGUAUUUUAGGAUUGUUUAGAGAUGCAUUUUACUAAUAAUAAAACACCCUUGGACACAUUCAGACUUUAUUUAGUACUUGCCUUAAGUCACAAGGGCAAUACUUUAUGAUAAGUAAAAUGGUAAAAGGAUCCUAGGGAGUAGGGGAAAUGAGGUCACUUAAAAUUAGUGAACCCAAUUCACAGCAAAGGACUGGGCAUUCUGAUGAAACAGGGUGAUUUGGAGGGAUUGGGGAGGAAAGGAAACAAGGCUCUGUGGGGAUUGGGAUAACUGUUACUGAAGGACCCAAUGACUAGAGUAUGGAUAUUGAAGUAGGAGAGAAAGAGGUAAACAAACAAACCAAAAAAGUCAACUUUUUUUUAUUCUAUAUAUGUGGCAAUGAAUUUUGGCAUUUAAUUGUAUUUAUUUUCAAAAUGUGGAAAUUUCUCUUAACUUUGCAAUUCUGUAUGGUGAUGCUUUUACUUAACAUAGAAAAAUCAAUUUAAUUUUUGUUCUUGAAUAAUUUCCUGGGAAAAAAAAGUAUACUUUGUUUUUAUUGUACUUAAGUACUGCAUAGAACAACAAAAAAAGUAAUUUGAGCAAUUAAAGGUUUCUUUGGGUUAUUUAAA